Camelus dromedarius (Arabian camel) is the source of this 1413-nucleotide messenger RNA. It is a transcript of the gene FAM167B, whose product is annotated as family with sequence similarity 167 member B. The record is from RefSeq and is a predicted model, not a curated record. Lineage: Eukaryota; Metazoa; Chordata; Mammalia; Artiodactyla; Camelidae. The transcript is spliced from 2 exons. The coding region runs from base 237 to 725 and encodes 162 amino acids.
CCCCAACCCGGAUGGGCAUCACGUGGCCCCUGGGUCAGCAGUCCAGGAAAAUCCCAGCCCUUGCAUGCUUAGCCUCCCAUACCCAUCUACUUACCCACUCUGACACACUCAAACCUCCCUGACCCACCUUGAGCACUCACCAUUGCACACUCCCUGGCACAUUUCUUCCACUCUCAGUUUCUGCCACCUCUUCCUGGGCAAUAUUGCCAGCCUUGCCCUAUCAUUCACCCCAAACCAUGGCCCUGGGGCCACUGAAAUUCCAGGCAGUAGGCGAAGAAGAGGAGGAUGAGGAACAAGAGAGCCUGGACUCUGUAAAGGCACUGACUGCCAAGCUGCAGCUGCAGACACGGCGGCCUUCAUACCUGGAGUGGACAGCCCGAGUCCAGAGCCAGGCCUGGCACAGGUCCCAAGCCAGACCUGGGCCGGGGGGACCCGGGGCCAUCUGCGGUUUCGACUCAAUCGAUUCUGCCCUUGAGUGGCUCCGUCGGGAGCUGCGGGAGAUGCAGGCACAGGACCGACAGCUGGCAGGGCAGCUGCUACGGCUGCGGGCCCAGCUGCACCGGCUGAAGGUGGACCAAGCCUGUCACCUGCACCAAGAGCUGCUGAACGAGGCCGAGCUGGAGCUGGAGCUGGAACCCGGGGCCGGCAUGGCCCUCGCCCCGCCGCUGCGGCACCUGGGCCUCACGCGCAUGAACAUCAGCUCCCGGCGCUUCACCCUCUGCUGAGGGGCACCCGCUACCCCAGCCCACCUGGGAAGAAGCCCACCUGGGAAGGAGGAAGGGAGGGGUGCCCAGAGGAGCCAGCACCUGGUGAGGGGUGGGGGAGGGGUGGGGGCACACGCAGCUCUCUGGGAGCAUAAAGCCCCAGCAUCCUGUUGCCCUUGCUGCCCUAGAUGGAGGAUAAUGCGGCUAGGAGGAAGGGGAGGAGCUCACAGACUCCCAGGCUCCCCCAAUAAACGCCCUGCUUCCCAUCAAGGACUCUGCAGUCAUUUAUUCAGUCCAAAGGUCGCUGUAUGUUGCAUGUUGAAGGGACCAAGGAUUCCACUGGAGGAGAGAAUGCUGGCCUUGGGGAGGGAGAUAGACUAAUGGAUCCCCAACUCUCCCACAGCGCCAUCUCUCUCUCUUCACCUUACCAAGAUCAGAACUGAAAAAGAACUUAAAAUCUAAAUCACCCCUAUGGAAGGAGACUUGGCUAAAUGGGCAGCUGAAGAAUGCAGGAUCUGAUAGACCUGGGUUCAAUGCCGACAUCACCAUUUGUUUCUAUUGGAUCUUGAGGGGCUCCCUUAACCCCUGCAUCUGUUUCUUUACCUCUAAAAUGAAAAUGCUAAUUCUCACUCCCCAGUAGUUUGAUAUAUCUUAAGUGAGAUAAUGCACAGUAAGCCCUCAAUAAAUGUGAACUUUCUAUUGAGUAUGA